AUGUGUGGCGCCGAGACUGGUAACGCCCAUGAGUCGGACCAUGCCCUCGUUCGUACACGAUUGAAACUUCAUCUCUCAUCCACGCCAAAAAUGUCACCUCCUAGACGCUCUGAUCUUGCAAAAAUCAGGCAAACCAGCACUUCUGAGGCCCUGAGUGGAGAAAUGCGGUUCUGUGUUAGGACCCGAGCCGACGGAGAAGGCAAUAACUUGUGGUCGUCACUGAAAACGUCAGUCUAUAGGGCAGCUGAGAAAACCCUUAGAUAUACCCAGCGACGCUGCAGUGACUGGAUUCGCGGAAGAACCCUGCAGUUGUCUGCUCAGACGGCUCGAGCUAGGUCCCGUAAUGACGAUUCCUUCCGCCAACUUCGGAAGAUGACGGCAAAGUCGGCCACGGAUGACCGGAGGCAAUAUUGGGCUAAAAUAGCGACCUCCGUGGAACAGGCCUCGGGCGUUGGUGACACUCGAAACCUUUGCCAACUUAUCCGCCAGGUUAUUGGUAGGCCCUCUACACUGAGUGACCCGGUCCAAGACGUGAAUGACGGCUUUAUUUCUGACGUCUCGGUCAAAAUCGAGCGCUGGCGUGAACACUUCGAGCACCAUCCCAACUUCGAUACGCAAUUCACCUCGCCUUUGUUCUCAUCUACAGUGGAGCUGCUUCCCUUUCCAACCUAUGCAGUGCCAUGCGACCUCCCUUCCGAAGGCGGAGUCGCCGAUGCAACAACAAGGCACCAGGAGAGGACGAUAUACCAGCGGAAAUCUGCAAGUCUUGUGUCGACGCCCUGGCGCCCUGGCUCCAUGAGGUGA
Spirometra erinaceieuropaei is the source of this 804-nucleotide messenger RNA. The record is from the annotation of a GenBank genome assembly. Lineage: Eukaryota; Metazoa; Platyhelminthes; Cestoda; Diphyllobothriidea; Diphyllobothriidae.